AUGACUGGUCCGAGAAGGUUACCGUCUCCGACGGAUGAAGAGCGUCUGGCUGGGAUGGAGAUGGAAUUGGACCUUGAAAAGCAUGCGGAAGAGACGAGAGAAAGAGAGAGAAGAGAGAGAAGAGAGGGAGAGGAAAGGAGAGAGAGUAGGCAGAGAGAAAGAGAGAGGAAAGACAGAGAGAGUAGGCAGAGAGAGGAGAGAAGGCAGAGAGAGGAGAGAAUAGUGGAAGAGAGCGGGAUAGAGCGCGCUCGGAUAGAAGCGGAACGUAGAGUGAGGGGGUUGAAUCUGGAGAUGGGGAUGGCACAUAGGCAUGGAGAGGCUGUUGGAAACAACAUAGGGCCAAUGGAUAUAGAAUUUAUUUUGAGAGAAAGCAACCUGCAGGCUAUAGGUGGAAGACAUGGACAAGAGAUGUGGCAGGAGGGUGGGGAGACCAGGUACCAAGAAAUUGCGCGCGAUCAAAAUUCAGUAAGUCGUAGACGAGAAGAAAAUAGGGGACUGGGAGGUGCAACCUUUUCGUCAAUGGGAAGUAGUAGCCAAGAGGCUGAAGAAGAAAACCGAGGCGGUGGAGGCGGAAAGAAGACUUUGUCCGAGAGACAGGAAACUGAAGAGCAACGACUAGAAAGGCCCCUAACAUAUGGACAACGGCAAUAUCUAGAAAGAGUAAAACGAAAGCAGGAAACUAUGAACGGGAAUGAUCCGAUUAAAAAGCAGAAGCUUGAACAGCAAAGGAUUCAAAGGAAUAAACAUGCAAAAGAGCAAUAUCACGAAAGAAAAGAACGAGAGAAGAAAAUCGAAGAUGGUGAUGACGAGUUGGAGAAGGCAACGCUAUCGGCUACAAAAUACCAGCGUAGCCUCAAGGCAAAUGACAGCUAUCGGAAACGGAGGGCCGGCUCAAACCAUGGAAGAUGA
Messenger RNA from Botrytis deweyae, 909 nucleotides. RefSeq lists its product as uncharacterized. NCBI's taxonomy places the organism in Eukaryota, Fungi, Ascomycota, Leotiomycetes, Helotiales, Sclerotiniaceae. The record is from RefSeq and is a predicted model, not a curated record. The transcript has a single exon. Bases 1 to 909 code for a protein of 302 amino acids.